Messenger RNA from Hippopotamus amphibius kiboko, 2601 nucleotides. RefSeq names its product distal-less homeobox 3 (gene DLX3). NCBI's taxonomy places the organism in Eukaryota, Metazoa, Chordata, Mammalia, Artiodactyla, Hippopotamidae. The transcript is spliced from 3 exons. Bases 223 to 1086 code for a protein of 287 amino acids. The record is from RefSeq and is a predicted model, not a curated record. Gene Ontology annotation, biological process: embryo development; epithelial cell differentiation; regulation of transcription by RNA polymerase II. Gene Ontology annotation, molecular function: DNA-binding transcription factor activity, RNA polymerase II-specific; RNA polymerase II cis-regulatory region sequence-specific DNA binding.
UUUGGCUGUGGCUUGGGACGCGACGAGAGGCGCGCCACGACCGCCCGAAGACCGGCGAUGGUCUAAGCGCCCCUCGGCCGACCCUCCCCAGAGACGCUGCGGGGCCCUCCCCUCGUCCUCCGAACACACACCCCCGCCUCGUCUCCUCCGCCUCCCCCGCGCUCCUGCCCGCUCAGGCGCUCCGGCCGAGGCCAGCCCGGGGGUGGCGCGGCGCCCGCCAGGAUGAGUGGCUCCUUCGAUCGCAAGCUCAGCAGCAUCCUCACCGAUAUCUCCAGCUCGCUCAGCUGCCAUGCGGGUUCCAAGGACUCGCCCACCCUGCCGGAGUCUUCGGUCACUGACCUGGGCUACUACAGCGCUCCCCAGCACGACUACUACUCGGGCCAGCCUUACGGCCAGACCGUGAACCCCUACACUUAUCACCACCAGUUCAAUCUCAACGGGCUUGCAGGCACGGGCGCUUAUUCGCCCAAGUCUGAGUAUACGUACGGAACCUCCUACCGGCAAUACGGAGCCUACCGGGAACAGCCACUGCCCGCCCAGGACCCAGUGUCUGUGAAGGAGGAGCCGGAAGCCGAGGUGCGCAUGGUGAACGGAAAGCCCAAGAAGGUCCGAAAGCCGCGCACGAUCUACUCCAGUUACCAGCUGGCCGCCCUGCAGCGCCGCUUCCAGAAGGCCCAGUACCUGGCGCUGCCUGAGCGCGCCGAGCUGGCCGCGCAGCUGGGCCUCACGCAGACGCAGGUGAAAAUCUGGUUCCAGAACCGCCGCUCCAAAUUCAAGAAGCUGUACAAGAACGGGGAGGUGCCCCUGGAGCACAGCCCCAACAACAGUGAUUCCAUGGCCUGCAACUCACCACCAUCACCCGCCCUCUGGGACACCUCUUCCCACUCUACUCCAGCCCCUGCCCGCAGCCAGCUGCCCCCGCCGCUCCCAUACAGUGCUUCCCCCAGCUACCUGGACGACCCCACCAACUCCUGGUACCAUGCACAGAACCUGAGUGGACCCCACUUACAGCAGCAGCCGCCUCAACCAGCCACCCUGCACCAUGCCUCCCCAGGGCCCCCGCCCAACCCUGGGGCUGUGUACUGAGCACCCACCUGGCCUGAACCUCUCACGAAGGAACCCCAGGACUAGGCAGAAGGCGCCUCCGUCCUAGCCGACACUCAGGAAUCAUCGAGGAGCACAGGGGAAAGGAGACCUCCUUUCCCCCUUCCCUUGCCCCUUCCUCCAGGGACCCAAGAGCUUCCAGGUGAAAUUUGCAUGGACCAAGGAUGCCCCCUGAACCUCUCUCCCCCUGCCUAGACACUGGUGUGCCCCUACAGACGUUUGGGCUCUCCACUCCAGCAGGGACAGGUAUUUCCCUUCUGCUCCAAGAGCCUGGAUUGGCUUUAAAUGGCUCAUCACCUUCCAGAUUCUAACACUUAGCACCUGGUCCCUAGACUGGAUUCCUUGGGCACUGGGGAGACUGUGGAGCAUCUGCAGGUCAGGCCUGGGCUGGAGCACCAGGCACUGUGGAUCCCGGGACCUGCCAGGCCUACGCUCCUGCCACGGGGAUCUGUGGCUGCCCCCUUCCUGAGCGUUCCCUCUGCCAAAAAGACGGUGAACCUUGAGACUGGGACUCAGGGUAGGGACCUCAACGAGCCCUGCCCUGAACUUCUAACCCUCGUUUAAGGUUUGAGGGUUAAACCAAAGAAAAGCCCCUAAGUAAGGGAAGCUUUUAAUAUUCGUGGCUUUAGAGAGAACUCAAGGAGCACCUCCCCUCCCCCACUCUCGUUGGAGAGGAGGGCUGGGUCCUAGGCGUCCUUCCCGAGGACCCAGUUCUUCUUCCAUGUACAGAACUUUGCACAACUUUGGUUUCAAAAGCUGUUGAAAACUAGGAAGACAAAGGGCAUUGUUGACAGAGAGGACCCAUCUCCCCCGCGGGGGCGCUCUGCUCGCCCCCGCCCCACCCCACCUCUUCCCACCUCUUCCUCUCCUCCAGUAAGCUGGCGGUUUUGGCGCCAAACCCCAAAUCUCCAAGGAGACAUCCCAGGCAAGACAAACCCCAAAACACCCCCUUUCCGGUGGCCUUGGAAACAGAUCGUUCCCGCCAAGACGGAGAAUGUCGGGUGAGGUGCACGGGGCACAAGGGGAGGGUUAUAACUUGGUGCCUUUAGGGGUGAGGGGGUGGCUGUCUGAAGGGCCGGUGGCACUGCCCCUUCCUGGCCCAGACGCCCCCCCAGAGCUGACUUUCCUCCACCCCUGAUGUGGUCAAACAUCGAAGAAAAGGAGAGGUAGAAGACUGUAGCUAUAUAUAUAGUAUGUAUUUUUUUUAAAGCAACAGAGAGAAGUAGCCUCCUCCCUACUGUGGUUUCCUAUUUAUGUGGCCCUUUCCUCCUGGAUGUACCUGCCUGUGCGUUGUGAGCUGAGAGAAACAGAGAUGUGGGCUCCGGCUGGACUUGGGUUUGUGGGAGGCACAGGUGUGAGGAGAGAGUGGGGGAUCUUGAAGAGUCCCACCCCAGGGGGCAGGAACGAAGCCACCUCCCACCCCUCCCAGCCUUCUCAUUUCUGCUUUCUUAUUGGACCCAUCUUUAUAUAUAACAUUAAUAAAAAAGAAGAAAAUAA